UAAAAAUAUUCUCAUCCGAGCCGUGCCAGUAGAAAGGGGUUUAUUUUGAAUCAUUCAGCAUAGAAGAUGCUUUCUGCGGUUGCGGUGACGUUGUUCUCGACGCUGAUAGUGGCCGCCAGUGGUUGCGGCAAUUUCGAUCAUCAUCAGUGGCCGAAUCGCAGCGGCAUAGUGCACUUGUUCGAGUGGAAAUGGGACGACAUAGCGGCGGAAUGCGAGCGAUUCUUGGCACCCAAGGGGUACGCCGGAGUUCAGGUUUCACCACCGACGGAGAAUUCGAUUGUGACGCAACCGAUGCGACCAUGGUAUGAACGGUAUCAACCGAUUUCCUACCGGCUGGCAACGCGAUCUGGAGAUGAGCAGCAGUUUGCAGCCAUGGUGCGCCGAUGCAAUGCCGUUGGGGUCAGGAUUUACGUGGAUUUAGUGAUCAAUCACAUGGCCGGGACAACGGCAAAUGGUGGCACGGGAGGAUCGGAAGGUAAUUCCGGGACGAUGCAGUUUCCGGCUGUGCCCUACGCCACAAAUGAUUUUCACAAACCAUGCGCCAUCAACGAUUACAACAACGCUUGGGAAGUGCGCAAUUGUCAGUUGGUUGGGUUGCCAGAUUUAGAUCACAGCCUUGAAUGGGUACGUGGUAGGAUUGUUGAUCUAAUGAAUAAGCUCGUUGAUUCCGGAGUAGCCGGCUUCCGAGUGGAUGCUGUAAAACACAUGUGGCCACAGGACCUGAAAGUGAUUUACAGUAGGGUUAAAAACCUAAACAGAUCCCAUGGGUUCAGGGCCGGUGCUAGGCCAUUCAUUACUCAGGAGGUGAUCGAUUUGGGUGGGGAAGCUGUUUCGAAAAAUGAAUACACAGAGCUGGGGACGGUGACGGAAUUUAGAUUUUCCGCUGAAAUCGGUAAAGCCUUCCGUGGAAGGAAUCAACUGAAGUGGCUGCGUAACUGGGGUCCCGAGUGGGGCUUCCUUCCGUCUAGUUUGGCUCUUGUGUUUGUUGACAAUCACGACAACCAACGGGGUCACGGGGCAGGUGGCGCUGAUAUUCUCACGUACAAAGAUCCCAAAUCCUACAAGAUGGCAAUCGCAUUUAUGCUUGCCCAUCCGUACGGAAUCCCACGCGUAAUGAGCUCUUUCGCAUUUGAAAACUCCGACCAAGGGCCACCGCAAGAUGCCAAUGGGAACCUUAUUUCACCAUCGAUCAACCCGGAUGACACAUGCGGUAAUGGAUGGGUUUGCGAGCAUCGAUGGCGUGAGAUCUACGGCAUGGUCGGGUUUCGAAACGCCAUAUCUUCAUCGUCACCGCUGGCCAAUUGGUGGGACAAUGGCAAUCAGCAGAUUGCGUUCUGUCGCGGGACAAAGGGUUUCAUUGCAUUCAAUUUAGAAGACGCAGUUGACCUAGAUCAGGAGCUAAACACAUGUCUGCCGCAGGGGACCUACUGUGAUGUGAUCUCGGGUGGGAAGAUCAAUGGCCAGUCUGGAUGCACCGGAAAGAGCAUUACCGUUCGUUCGGGAGGUCUCGCGAGGAUUCAAAUCCCAGCCGGCGCUCAAGACGGCGUGUUGGCGAUCCAUAUCGGCGCUAAGCUGUGAUUAUCGAGAAAUCAGACGAAACUGGAGAAGCUGUAUUGUCAAUACUUGGUCAGUCAAUCAUAUUAUUUUAGUUUGUAAAAGAUCAAGAUAAAACGGUGUGAAAAAUAAAGCAAAAUACAUAAGUGAAAAGUAUAAAACUUUUCUCCUAA
This is a messenger RNA of Uranotaenia lowii, 1727 nucleotides long. Its product is annotated as alpha-amylase 1-like. The record is from RefSeq and is a predicted model, not a curated record. The transcript has 2 exons. Gene Ontology annotation, biological process: carbohydrate metabolic process. NCBI's taxonomy places the organism in Eukaryota, Metazoa, Arthropoda, Insecta, Diptera, Culicidae. Gene Ontology annotation, molecular function: cation binding; alpha-amylase activity. The coding region runs from base 67 to 1578 and encodes 503 amino acids.